AAAGACAGGAUGCAGUCAGUGCUGCGCGAUGAGGAUCCUCAGUUGUUUCACACUGUUGCUCUUUCUUUCUGCCAAUGCAGACAACAACGCAGUGUGGCGAGCGUCUGGCGAGAAUGUCACCUUGAGGUGUUCCGUUGCAGGGUGUCCCAAGAGUAAAAGCAAUAACGAGUAUGAUGGGAUGUAUCUGUAUCUGAAUCAAUAUCAUGAGGAGCAGAAAGAGGUGCAAUACUAUCACUCAGGAACACCUGACAACAUCGCCCCGAGAGAUAGAUACAAGGACAGGAUUCAGACAAAUGGAUCUCUGAAGGACCACACCAUCACCAUCAGCCGGCUGACCGUGCACGAUUCUGGCUUCUACCGAUGUGUCUUCAUACAUUUUUCUCAUGUAAGAGUCACAUGCAGUGAACAUACACUUUUUAUAGAAGGAGUAGCUCCAUGUCCCCCAGCAGAAGUUCCUCCUGCCCUUACCUGCGAGAAUCAUCUUCCUCUGGUGUUAAUCAUUGGCGCAGCCUGCACCGUCUGCACGAUCGCCACCAUAAUCUUCAUCCUGCUGGUCGUCCCCAGGGUCAGAAGAUGGGUUAGCAGCAGAAGAAGAGCAAGAAGGGUCGCGCGGGUCCCGAAUAAUGAAUACGUGUAUGAAGUGAUGACAGCCAGAGGCCUCCACCCUGCACUGGAGCAGUCCUCUUCGAGCACGUAUACAGGAAUACGCUUAGCUUAGCUUUCAUCAACUAUUGUUGCAUUGGUGGCCAACUUCCACUUAGCAUUGGUUUACUUUCAUGACUACCGUUAAAAUUAUGAAACAAAAUGUAAAGAAAUUGUAAACACUGGAUUAUAAAAUCUCUAAAUGAAUUGCUGUGAAAGUAUUACUAAAAGCAUUCUUAAUUAGUAUAGCUUAGUAUACUUUUUAAACUUUAAAAUCUGUUUGUAGGGGCAUUUUUUGACAACACUUGAAUACAUUAACACAAGUUAUAUAACAAAUAAUAUUUUAAUGGCCUUCAUUCAACUAAUGUGUCAUUAUUUAAAUUAACCUACAUUAACAUUGAUAUGAAACAUACAAUAGAAUACACACUGUCUUACUGGAAUUGCUUUGCCUGGUCUUUCAAGAGUUUUGCUCUAAACUCUAAAUCUAAAUAAUUACAAAUACAUGUAGGCAACAAACAAAACCGAGCGCGGAAACUAUAUGAAGAUAACAGGGGAUAGACGCAGAGGAAGUUUGAUUAAGACAAGGAGGCAAGACCCGUGUUUGGUUUCAUUUCUGUGGCUACCCAGCAAGGCUGCUUACGGAAAAGAAAAAUAUCUGGGCCAGAGAUUUUUGUGUGAUAAAGCUUUCAAAAAUACAUGUAGGCACAAACGACCUACUUAACAAGAGGGGGGUGAUGGGGGGAUAUAUGUGGGUUAUAGAGUUCUCACUUACUGAUAAAAAUCCUUCUAUAUAUUUUUUCAGCGUACCAUACUGUAUGUGCGCUGGUUAUGAUGACUGAAAUCAUUUUCUUCUACAAAUCAUCCGUACACCAAA
Molecule: messenger RNA, 1516 nt
Organism: Notothenia coriiceps (black rockcod)
Lineage: Eukaryota; Metazoa; Chordata; Actinopteri; Perciformes; Nototheniidae
Exons: 4
Coding region: 29-718 (229 amino acids)
Biological process (GO): adaptive immune response
Cellular component (GO): membrane
Molecular function (GO): signaling receptor activity
Source: RefSeq, a predicted model, not a curated record